GUAACUAUUUCGCUGGCAUCAUGCUCGGUCUGCAGAAAAGCCUGCUCCUUCAUCUUCUGGCAUGCCUCGGAAAGCUCGCACAUGGAAGUCACAUCAUAGAUGGUAAAAAAGCCCCAGAGAACUCGAUGCAGUACAUGGCCUCUGUGCAGAACAACAACAGUCACCAUGUUUGUGGAGGAUUUCUCAUCACUGAAGACUUUGUAGUCUCGGCUGCACACUGUAAUAAAUACAACCCCACAUACGUUGUUCUCGGCAACCACAAUCUCAAGAACGGCAAUCAUCAAAAAAUAAAGAUUGAAAACAAAAUCAUCCAUGAAAAUUAUCAACAGAUUGGACAGGGUAAUGACAUCAUGCUGAUUAAAUUGUCUGAGAAGGCUCAUCUAGGCCACAUGGUACGAACAAUUCAGCUUCCACCUGAAGAAAUACACCUUCAAGAAAACCAAGUGUGUCAGGUGGCUGGAUGGGGAAAAACUAAAACUGAUGCUAAUAAACCUGUUGAUGAGCUGAUGGUGGUGGACGUGUCUGUCAUUGAGAAACAAGUCUGUGAGGACCAGUGGGGUCAUCUUCCUGCCAACGUUGUCUGUGCAGGUGGAUAUGGCACAGACAAAGGAUUCUGUCAGGGUGAUUCUGGGGGACCUCUGGUGUGUCAAGGGUUAGCUGUUGGCAUUGUUUCUUAUAACCACAAUGGUAUCUGCAAUUACCCAGAGGAGCCCAACGUCUACACCGACAUCACAAAAUACGUUCAAUGGAUCAACAAAACUGUGACUGGCAGAAACAGUUUGGUGUAAAAGUUCGUCUUUUGCAUACUGAAACUUAAACAUUUUGAAGUGGUUUUCUCUGCUUGCUUUGUCAUCGUGACCAAAAAAUGGAA
Maylandia zebra (zebra mbuna) is the source of this 871-nucleotide messenger RNA. RefSeq names its product trypsin. The record is from RefSeq and is a predicted model, not a curated record. NCBI's taxonomy places the organism in Eukaryota, Metazoa, Chordata, Actinopteri, Cichliformes, Cichlidae. Gene Ontology annotation, biological process: proteolysis. Gene Ontology annotation, molecular function: serine-type endopeptidase activity.